Rotaria sp. Silwood1 is the source of this 888-nucleotide messenger RNA. The record is from the annotation of a GenBank genome assembly. NCBI's taxonomy places the organism in Eukaryota, Metazoa, Rotifera, Eurotatoria, Philodinida, Philodinidae.
AUGUCUGAACGAAAAGUUUUAAACAAAUAUUAUCCACCAGAUUUUGAUCCAUCGAAAUUACCUCGUGCUAAACGUUCAAAAAAUCGUCAAUGUACCAUUCGUUUAAUGGGAUCAUGUAAUAUGCGAUGUGAAACGUGUGGUGAAUACAUUUAUAAAGGUAAAAAAUUCAAUGCUCGAAAAGAAGAUGUCAUGGGUGAAACUUAUUUGGGUAUUCAAACCUAUCGUUUUUAUAUUAAAUGCACGAAAUGUUUACGUGAAAUAACAUUUAAAACUGAUCCGGCUAAUGGUGAUUAUGAAUUAGAACAUGGCGGAAUACGAAAUUUUGAAUCAAUUCGCCUUGCUGAAAAACAAGCAAAAGAAGAAGCGGCAAAAGAAGCUGAAGAAAAAGCUCUAAAUCCUAUGAAGUUAUUAGAAAUUCGAACACGUGAUUCUCGACAAGAAAUGGCUGCUAUUGAAGCACUUGAAGAUAUAAUAGAAUUAAAUGCACGUCAUGCCGAUAUUAAAAUUGAACAAAUGUUAACUCAAAAACGCGAACAAGAAAAACAAUAUGAAAUAUUUAAAAAACAAGUUGAAGAAAAAGAAGAUGAAGCUGAAAUUCGAAAAAUAUUUGGUAAACCAAUGGCUGAAAUUGGCCAUGAUGAUAUUGAAAGUGAAGAAAUUAUUGAAAAACAUGAAGAAAUAGUCCCAUUAGCAAUCAAUACUAUAAAACCAAAAACAAUGAUUUCAUUUGCUCAAACAAUUAAUGCUAAAAAACAACAACCAACAAAAAAUGCAUUAGGUGUGAUAAUCAAGAAGAAAUCAACAACAAACAAUGAUUCUGCUUCAAAAUCUUCCACUGGUUUUUCUUCACUAGUUGCUGCUUACGAUGACAAUGAUGACAGUGCUUAA